UGUCAGCAGGGCUGCCGCCGCUGUCGGUCAACGCACACGCACACGGAUUCACACCCAUCGCUGCGGGUCGUUCCGUUUUCCCGAGGUCGGACUCGAUAUCGCCCGUGAGAUAGAGAACGCGAACCUCCGCCCUCCCGCCCGCCUCGCGGUUCCAGCGGUUAGUCGACUCGCGAUUCGGCCGGGGGUUGACGUCGUGCCGCUCCCGAGGUGCACCGUGCGACCGAGGAUUAGGGUGGAGGUUGCGCGCCGUCGUGACGGAGGAAGGUGAGAAAUAGAGCGGUGUCAUAACCCGGGAUCGACUCUGUGAAUCGAAGGGGUCAUCGUUGAAGAUCAGCCAGUGCAAAAGUGAGAACUUUGAGCGGAGAAAUCGCCCUUUGACGCUCGAAGAAGGAAACUGUGAUCAACGAGAUCCCGGGAACUUGUGAACGCUGAUUCCGUGAGACUUCCGUGCGGGAAGGGUGAAAGACACGAGUGCUCGAGGGGAAGAAGGAUCUUGUGUCACUCCCGCGAAGUUUCCAACAGGGCGAGGAGCGCCAGGAGGUCGGGGACAUGUCGAUAACGCGGCGAUGUUGAUCGCGGGAUCCUCGCGCGAGCUCGGUGCAUCGGCUUCGAUCCUCGCCCUCAUGCGUGUGUCGCUGCCACCGCUGCGUUGCCGUCGUGUGGAGCGCGACACGAGGAACUUGCUGUUACUGUCGUCAGCGUGAUCGGCUCGUUCGCGCACGUACAUCGUCCGGAAGGAUACACAAGUAGCAGGAACAAGAGGAUGAGUGACUGACUGACGGGGAAAGGAGAUCCGCGGAAUAUAUUAUCGUGUAAUCAAUGCUCCUGCGGGUAAAUCCGUUCAAGCGAGCGAGCGCGUAACAAGCGCGUAAACAUCGAUACGCAUCGCGGCAGAGAGAGAAAGAGAGAGAGUGUGUGUGUGUGUGUGUGUGUGUGUGUGUGUGUGAGAGGGAGAGGGAGAAAGGGUGGUCGCAAUUGCGUAAGAGAACGCGACAGUUGCACACGAUGAUCCCGAUCGGAGAACUGUUCCAUGCGAGGCCCGCGACACCGUGCUCGAUCCCGAACACGCUAAUAGCAGCCCGAUGCCCCGUAACGAUCGUCGACGUGCGGCCGCACGGAGGGUGGUAGCGCCAAAGCGCGCAGCGGGAUCGCGAGAGCAGCAGCUGGUCGGAGCUAGUGCGCGCUUCCGGCGCCGUGCACCACCGCCGUGCGGGGCCGAUGCGGUGGAUGCGACAGGACGAUGACGAUGGCCGGCGGUAUGAGCACGGAAGCGGCGCACGAAGUGUCAGUCGAAGCGGUGAUCAAUAAGGCAUCCCAGCUCGCCGUAGGAUUGUGAACCGGCGAUCGCUAUUCCUCACGCAGCGACUCGCGAAGCACGUCGCCGUAAGGAUGUAGGGGGGCCCGCGCUAUCGGGCCCCGUGGAGGCGCCGCUUCGUUUCCUAUCGCUGCCCUCGUGACGAUGGACCGCGAGGACGAUCUAACGACGAUCUAACGACAAGGUGCUCGAGGAGCGUGACCUCGCGAAAAGCAGAGACAAAACGCAAACGGGAUGAGGUUUCGCGAUCGUAAAGAUAAUUAUGUGUUCCUCGGUCCACCUCUUAGGUGGCAUCUCGUUCUCGAGCGUGUUUCGCCGUAGUUCUCGUCAGAAUAGCGGCUUCCUUACGCCACCCCCGCGUGGAGCACAGAUGCCUUAGUGUCCGUUUAAGGGUGGGAGAGUCUCGAGUCCCCGAUUGAGUUCCCGAGAUCGGCGAUCUCGAGGGUCCCGCGGCAUAACCGGGAGUGCGGUAACGCGUCAGCGGCGCCGUUAAAUGUACGUUACGGUAAAAGCAUUCUGAAGUGCGGAAGAAAGAGGGGGGAGGGGCCAAGCGCGAGAGCAAGUGCACCGGGGAGAAAAGUGCGUUUCGCGUCGCGAAAAAUAUAAUCGCCGUUAUAUAGCGGUCGCGAAGUAGGUCACGGGGUCGAUACUAGAAUGAAGUGAAGAUGCAAGAGGAAACUGGGAAAAUGGCACGUGCUAACGACGUUAAUAACGGCGGACCGAUUUUUCGGGGCGGACCCGCCGUAGUGCGAAGUAAUUAGUGAUUUACCGUGCACGCUGCGCUCGCGCGCGCGGAGAGUGCCGCGCGAGGUAAUCUAAUAGCGGACUACCCCUCCGUACACGUAUGAAGGAUAAUUACUAGCGAAAAUGGUCGAUCUAGGAGGAUACAUUAUUAUAUUGACCAACGACGACGGCAAGAUCAAGCUGUACGGAUCGUCGGCCGAUAACGCGGACACCCUGGAAGUGGGCGAUGAAAUUUUAGAAGUGAACGGUCGCACCUUGGAAAAUGCAACUCAUAAUGAAGUCAUUCAAUACAUAUAUGAGUGCAUCAAGUCUCGGACAAUAUCUCUGCGCGUUCGGAGGCGGAGCAGAAACAAGAUGGAAGAGCUGGACGGGCCAAACGCUGGGGGGAUACAAGACGCCUGGAUUAUCGCCGUCGAAAGGAAUGCGAGGGAGAGACUGCAGAAACUGACGGCACUGAAGAAGAUCCAGCCGCGCGACAUCCAGGCUAUUUUACAUCAGCAGAUAAACGACGCAGUAGCCUCCACGAGCGAGGAUUCCACUUCGAAAGGCGUCACGAAUGACCAAAUCACGGUUACUCUGGCAGACAAGGAAUUGGGGACGAAUGCUUUCUCCACGAAACUUAGCAACGGUACGAUUCCCAAGGGAUUAGGGAAGGAGGCGGACAUUCGAGUGGAAAACAUCUCGCAGGAGCGAAAGGACGCUUUGGAAAGGCAACACAGCUGUGAGGAGCCAAAUCUCUUGCAACCGGUGCAGAGCGGAAGAAUCGGCGAACGUCGCGCGAGCAGCCCUUUUCAAAAUGGUCGGACAGAAGUGCUGAUUGGCGAACCGGAGGGCGGCCCGAGGUCGCCGCGAGGAUCGACGUCUUCGGCGGUGAACGACGGCAAUUUCCUGAAUCUACCGGACGAACGGGACUAUCCAGAACCAAUUUGCAGGUCCCGAAGGCGUAGCGGUAGUGGCGUGACGGACAUACACUCUCAGCAACAACAACAGCAAUUGCAGCUGCAAGAGAACAACAACAGCUCGCGCGACGCGAAGAAGCCGCAAGAGGGACUGGGGCCCGAUGAGAUGUGGGCUCCUGGAGCCCUGGGCCAUCAUCGGGAGCUACCUGUUGAUGUGCCCGAUACACUCCUACAGAAGGCCUAUCCCAACAAGGUAAAGAAUCGCUCUUCCGAUUAUAGGAACGGGCUACAGCAUCGUCCCCGUAGCGCUAGCGACCUCGACCUCUCCCUAAACCUUAAAAACGAGACCUUUAAGACGCGCAUCAUCGCGGACGGACAUCGUGCUAACAGACUUGUAUCGGACGACCGCGCUCACGACGUCACCGACGAUGCCGAGAUGAUCAACGUUCGCAACGGUCUUCAGCCGUCAAUGCUGAAAAUCGAGCUUAAGAUCGAGGACGAGGAGGAGAAGGUGAGAAACGCCAAGAAGGAUCUCAGCCUUGACAAGUAUCACGGUAGCCCGAUCGCGACUGGCUCACCGGAGCUGAAGAGCGCUUUGAAGGCCCUCGAGGAGAACGAGAACGUCGACGAGAACACGGGCGGGCAGAAGGAGUCUAGUGUAGACGUCGAAGACGACUAUCCCUUCGCCAAGGAGGAUUAUCCUACGAUGCUGAAGACCUGCAGCGACGAUUCGGCGAGCCCGAGAAGCUCGUCGGGUAGAUCGGACAGUACCGCGCCUCUCAACACCAGCCUGAUGCACGGUAAGAGCCACAAGAGUUCUCCGACUUACGAUGUUCGGAGAAUAGAUCUUGGCUCUCCGUGCAGGUCAGUGGUGCCCGAUAUCAAAGUAGCCCCGCUCUUCGGUCGUACUCGCGACACGACGUCCUUUGACAAUCCGUCUUACGGACUAACGGAUCUGCAAGAUUUUCAGGGGCUACUGAUGCGAUCCGACGAGGUCACGGAUCUGACGAGGCUGAUCGACGAACAAUGCUCGCGGAUCCCGAAGGAUCAGGAUAAAGGCUCGCCAGUCCGCGCGAAGGUGGACCGGUUGGAGACGCCGCAGACAGAGCCGCAGAUCAAAUCCGGUAAAAACACAAAACGCCGUCCAUACGAUGAACGCGCCAAACUGAAGGCGAAGACGCGCAGCCUCGAUAUCGAGGAACUAAUUCGGGCGAGCUCGACCGAUGAUCUACUCGGCAUCGAGCUGAGCAACCUCUCUUCCUCGUCCUCCUCGUCUCGACAACGGCCGAAGAAGAAGCGACACCAGCAGAUCUCCAGCGGCUAUUCCACGUUGAGAAGCGAAGCCUCUGGCGAUCUUGAGCACAGCUCGGACCGCAGCUUCCUCGUGGUGGGGGGCAAGCCUUACCGCGAGGUCGCGGUCGAUUGUCCGCCGGAUUUUGUGCCGAUCACCAAGUGCCACCCAGUAUACCCGCCGCCCAAUAAGACUCCCGGCAACAGCAAGCACAACACCCUCGAGCCGAGACGCGAUCGCGAGAGCGUCGCCAGCGAGGGGAGUGUGUGCACCGCGACGACUACCACGAGCACGACAACGAGCACGCACGUAGCUUCUCCCCGCCUCUCCCCGAAUGAUAAUAGCUUCACGAUGCUGUCUAGUGGCGAUGGUAGCGCUAAAGAGACCGUGGUCGCGCGCACGGUAGACCGUAAGCACGACGCCAAGAAGGCCGGUCUCAACGGGGUCAAGCCUGCCAUCCCACCUCGCGAACAAAAGAGAGCACCUGCCAGACCGCCGAAAGAUAAUCUUCGCUUGUCCACGCAGAACAAUAAUGUCGAAACGAGCGAUAAUGCCAAUGCCGAGCCGACACAGCAACAGCUUCAUUCCAUCAGGAAGUAUCAGGAACAACUACGAAAGCGGAAGGAUGAGGAGGAAAGGCAGGAAAUACUCAGUCGUUCUCUCCGUGGGUCUAAAAAGCUUCAGGCUUUGGAGAGCCAUGCGACGAGUCUCUCUGGCCAGGAAAAUCUUGCUUACGCACAGGACGAGGUGACUACCGGCGUCAGUCGGGUCACGCAUGCCACUCCUAAUGCAGUGCAAGAAGUGGAGCCUCCUAGGCCCCUCACAUACGGUGAGGUCGUUGCUACGUUGGAGAGGCUGCAGCUUCAGCUGCGAAAUAUUUCAGGUGCUCUUGGUAUUUCGGGUUCAGGUGUCGAAGCCGAAUUGGAGGCAGUUCGGACGCUAUUGGUACAAAAUCGAUUUGCGUCUGCUUUGGCGACACGUCAUGCCUUAAAGAGUCGGCUCAGGGCGAGUAAAAUCUCCAAACAUCAUGCCGAUGAUGCGUCGAGCUUAGCGCGCGAUUGCGUAGAUAUCCUGGAAAAAUGGCAAUCGUCGGCGACCGCAACAAGUGUCGGCGGGGCGGAAACAAUAGCCGCUGUGGAGGAGUUAACGGGUAUUCUGACGAGUUACGACAUGGAAGCUUUGCUUCUGGCGCACGACUCCAUCGUCUCGUAUGUGGAUGGUUUACAAAGGAAGCAAAGCUCGUCGUCCUCGCCACCCAGCGGCCCGCCCAGUCCGACGUCCAGCUGGAAGGACUCCCGCGUGGUCGACAACAUUAAGAUCAUCCGAAUCGAGAAAACUAAUGAACCCCUGGGUGCUACCGUCAGAAACGAAGGAGAUGCGGUGAUUAUAGGACGUGUCGUGCGCGGUGGUGCAGCGGAUAAGUCAGGACUUUUGCAUGAGGGCGACGAGGUUCUUGAGGUGAAUGGCGUGGAAAUGCGCGGCAAGACCGUAAAUGAGGUCUGCGACAUUCUCGCUGGUAUGCAGGGCAGUCUCACGUUCCUGGUACUUCCGGCACCGACAAGUCACAGAAAUAAUUUAAGGAGAGAAGAGACGCAGAUACACAUACGAGCGCAUUUCGAUUAUGAUCCGGAGGAGGACCCGUACAUACCGUGCAGAGAAUUGGGCGUGAGCUUCCAAAAGGGUGACGUACUUCACGUAAUUUCCCAAGAAGAUCCCAAUUGGUGGCAAGCAUAUCGGGACGACGAAGAGGAAACCCAGCCUCUGGCUGGCCUGAUACCCAGCAGAGUAUUCCAGCAUCAACGAGAAUCCAUGAAGCAAACGAUAGCCGGUGACAAGUCGACGGUGCGCGGUUCGAAGAAAUCCAGUACGCUGCUGUGCGCAAGAAAGAAUCCAAAGAAGAAGAAACGAAACAAGUUCGGCGCGAAUUUCAACGACGACGGAUAUCCUCUGUACGCGACAACUGCCAUAGAUGAUUACGACAGCGAGGAAAUACUGACGUACGAGGAGGUCGCCUUAUACUAUCCUCACGCAAAUCACAAGAGGCCAAUCGUGCUCAUCGGACCUCCCAAUAUCGGACGACACGAACUCAGGCAGAGAUUGAUGCAGGAUAGUGAACGUUUUGCCGCAGCGAUUCCUCACACGAGUCGUCCGAAGAAGGACUCGGAAGUCGACGGCCAGGACUACCAUUUUAUCUCGCGUGCGCAAUUCGAGUCCGAUAUCCUCUGCCGGAAGUUCGUCGAACAUGGCGAAUACGAGAAAGCGUACUACGGCACGUCCGUGGAGGCCAUUAGGACAGUGGUUAAUUCCGGGAAAAUCUGUGUCUUAAAUCUCCAUCCCCAGAGUCUGAAGAUCCUGCGAAAUUCAGAUCUGAAGCCGUAUGUCGUGUUUAUCGCACCACCAAGUCUCGAAAAAUUGAGGCAAAAGAGAAUCAAGAAUAACGAGAGUUUCAAGGAGGAAGAGCUGAAGGACAUAAUCGAGAAAGCGCGCGAGAUGGAGGACAAGUAUGGCCACUUAUUCGACAUGCUUAUCCUGAACAACGAUACCGAUCGGGCGUUUGACCAGCUCCUCAAGGAGAUCAAUAUAGUCCAGAGGGAACCUCAGUGGGUACCGGCGUCUUGGGUUCAGUAAUCAAGUGACCGCUUUAAGGCAAGACAUUUCUGUAACGUGUCUCGCAGCACGACGAUCGGAGGCCAGUAUCGCGGUAUCUGUUUGCAAGACAAGUGCUUUCAUGCGAUUCAAGCCGAGCAGGGCUUCAAGCAAGUCUGACAGGGAUUCGGAGGUUCUUCUACAGGUGCCUGUUACAUAGUUUUAUGUUUCUUACGCGCGCGAAAUCUUGAAUCUUCCCCGAUUACUGCACUGCAGCAAGUACCACCCCGCCUGACAGAGUCUUCCGCGUGAAUGUGUUGUCGUACUCUGGUGCCAUGAAAUGACGAAGGACCAUCGAAAGUAAUCUUCGGAGAAGAAGACGAGGAGAGAAGAAAGCAAAGAUCAGUCACCGAAAACUCUCAACACCAACCGAACUGUUCCUCGACGUAGAUUCUUUGCGUUUGGUAGACAAAGCAGAAAUGUCAGAAGUGUUUACGUAUCGUCCCCACGAUGAACAUAAACGAGCGAACGUCAUUCCCCCGAGGCUCGACUGCAUCAAUGGUGUUUCGAAUUCGAAUGACGUGUAAUCAAAUCUCGCGGACGAGUCACCGGCCGAGCUUAAGUCUAAGUUACGCUUAAAUUUCGAAUAAGAUUGCUGCAGCUUCGCUCACACAUUUGUCCGAAAGCGAUCCCGACUGAAAGACGUUCGUAUGGAAUUUCCCCAAGUAUUUACGGUUACAUUCUCAGACUGACAAACGAUUAACUAUUAUUAUAGGUGCGCGACUAUUCAAAAGUUAUUCGUUCUCGGUGCGCCAGAGCACAUCUGCCGAGCGUCUCGCUCCUUCUUACAUAUUAGCCCUACGUUCUGCGUGAGAAAACGUACCUGACCUGAUGUCUCCUAAACGGUGAAAAAUUUCUAACUCGGCGGGCACGUGGAAAUGUUGCGCGAUUUUCUAUGAUCAUGCAUGUGCGUACGUGCGCAUUUUGAUAAAUUUUGAUAAGUGACACCAGCUUCUCGCUGCAAAUUUUUUAAAGGUGAAAUCCCGUUCAGUGCGGCAAAUGUGCGUGAAAUCGUAACGCAUACAUAUUAGCACGUUAUAUUAUGAAAAUUCGCGUAGAGCCCAUUUUCGUUUGCGUUGUCGCGAAUGAGUCACGCGUCGUGUAACGUGCAUCGAAACUCCCGCGUACGAUCAUAGAGAGUCGCGCAUCUCUUCACGUGACUUUUGAUUAGAAAUUUUUGACAAUCUACUGUUCUAACCGAGCGAAAACUGUUAUCACAAAAAAAAAACAGAAAUUCCGAAACGACGAUGUUUAUAUUACCCCACGAGUAUAACGAUACGCGCAGUGUAUCUCUUCGUACGCAAGAGGAGGCGUCUGCGAUCUCGACGGAGGCGAAACUCGCUAACGUUCUACCGUUUUCGCCCUAGACGAUUUCGUGUUUGUUUAGACAACAGAAACUCGUGUUUCUAACCCGUAGAUUCGUCAAACGCAAUAGACUUAGAUUCGACUGUGGUUCGGUAUACAGGCUUUCGGAAAUUUCGCAUAAAACGAAACGAUUGUUUCUCCUGAAUGUUUUUUUACAGGAAGCGAUCAUUAUGACGCGAUCGAUAGGGUAAAAAGGUGUUUAUCUGUGUCAUUGUGUCUCGCUAUCGAAUAGAGAUCGAUACGAAGUAAAAAAAAAUGAAAUAGUAGGAGAUACCGUCGCGAUUUUUCGUUGGAAAUUACGAUCCGGCAAAUACGUCGUAGCGAAAGUGCGCGCCGUGUGUCUUGCAGGUAUUCUUGCGUUUAGCAAUAAUUGUGUACUAUCGUAACGAGAGUCUUCCGUUUCUCGAUGGCGUUAAGACUCUGGUAAACUCGGGCAGAGAUAUGUCGUUGGUUUGUCUAGAGACUGUGGGCUACUGUAUCGUGAUUAGUUCAGCCGUACCCUUAGUCGAUUCCGAGAGAACAGAUAGAUACACUAAAUUCAAUGUGAAACAGUCGUAAAAGUGGACGCGAGAUGUAGAGAGAAAUGUCUUUGGUGAAACAAAAUCAUUAUCCCCCAUUUUUAGGUAUUUAAAAAUCGAUCUUGUAAGCCAAAAUCAAUGCAUGUCGGUUCAAUAUCGUGCCAAGUAUCAGACCGCAUGUGGAAAGGACGCAAAACUGAGAUGUGCCAAAUAAUCCUGGAUUGCGACAGAAUCCAAGAAUUUUCAAAUGCGCUCAAAAGGCACCUUAGAAUUUGUCAUUAUAUUGAUUAUGUGUAAAUAAUUGUGCACUUGUAUAGAGAAAAAGAAGACGAAGAAAGAAAGCAACGUCGCGAAACAUAGUUAUUCGAAUUAUUAUUAUGUUUUUUGAUUACUAUUACUCGAAUUCAUUAUUAUCGUUAUCUCUCGUCGCUAUAUAUAUAUUCCGUGCUCUUUUGUCGAGUGAUCGUGACAGACAGUUGUUGAUUGUACGAUCCUCUUCUACGUUGCAGCGGAGGCGACGCGUUAUCGCGCCUCGAUAACCAGAACUCGGAUAUCUGUGUCAAACCAGCGAAUCAAAUUUUUGACAACAGUUCCUCACUUGACAAACUUGUACGAUGACUAAUUACGUCGCGCAGUUACGUAUGAUCGUUAUACAUAUGAUUCUAAAUGCCGUGAUCAUGAUUAUGUAAACAAUAACGGUGAAAGUAUGUACAUUAUUAUUCUUAUAAUUAUUGUUAUUAUUAUUAUUCAUAUUAUUAUUAAUUAUAUUAAUUUUAUGUGUAAAAUAAACUUACAAUUUCAAAGAGAAGAAAUAUAUAUAUAUAAUGAAGAGAAGAGAAAUAUAUACAAAUUGUACAUAUACACGCACACAUGUAUUGCGGGAGUCAAAGAAUUACCGAAUCUCGAAUAUACGACUCACAGAGAAGUCCUGGUUGUAGAUGAUAAUAUAUUGUUUCCAUUGUUA
Molecule: messenger RNA, 9742 nt
Organism: Ooceraea biroi (clonal raider ant)
Lineage: Eukaryota; Metazoa; Arthropoda; Insecta; Hymenoptera; Formicidae
Product: MAGUK p55 subfamily member 5
Molecular function (GO): protein binding
Source: RefSeq, a predicted model, not a curated record